Messenger RNA from Fimicolochytrium jonesii, 459 nucleotides. RefSeq lists its product as uncharacterized. Lineage: Eukaryota; Fungi; Chytridiomycota; Chytridiomycetes; Spizellomycetales; Powellomycetaceae. The annotation marks the transcript as partial. The transcript has a single exon. Gene Ontology annotation, cellular component: Set1C/COMPASS complex. Gene Ontology annotation, biological process: positive regulation of DNA-templated transcription. The record is from RefSeq and is a predicted model, not a curated record.
AUGCCUGCAAAUCAACAGCUCUUCGAUUCGGACGCAUCCUCUUUGUCGGACUUGAGCGACUCCUCCGCUUCGUCGGCCUCUCCCCCAAAGAAACCUGCUGCAAGGAAGACCAAGGCCGCAGCAAAAGGAAAACGCGGCGCCACGCACAACAGUAAACCAUCGAUUGGCGCCAGUAGCGAAACGGCAGGAAAGGGAAAGAAAAAUGCGGGAAAAGGUCGCGGGGCCGCCGCAUCAUCGACUAAACCGGGACCAAAGACGAAAACGACGAAAGCCAAAUCGAAGGCAUCCGGCGGCGCCUUGCAUACCGAUGGGCAGCUCUACUGCAUAUGCAGGACUGAGUACGAUGGCAAACAGUUCAUGAUAGCCUGCGAUAGGUGUAUGGAAUGGUAUCAUGGAAAAUGUGUUGGCAUCAAGCCUGCAUCCGCCAAGAAGAAAAAGACGUUCAUCUGUGCCGAAUGC